CCCUCCCUGCCUUCUCUCUCUCUUUCUCUCUUUCUCUCUAGGCCUCCAUCCCGGCCGGGGGCGGGCCGGGGGGCGCACGGCCGCCGCCACCAUGAGUUCCUUCAGCUAUGAGCCGUAUUACUCGACCUCGUACAAGCGGCGCUACGUGGAGACGCCCCGGGUCCACAUCUCCAGCGUGCGCAGCGGCUACAGCACGGCGCGCUCCGCUUACUCCAGCUACUCGGCGCCCGUGUCCUCCUCGCUGUCCGUGCGCCGCAGCUACUCCUCCAGCUCCGGGUCGCUGCUGCCCAGCCUGGAGAACCUCGACCUGAGUCAGGUGGCGGCCAUCAGCAACGACCUCAAGUCCAUCCGCACGCAGGAGAAGGCGCAGCUGCAGGACCUCAACGACCGCUUCGCCAGCUUCAUCGAGCGCGUGCACGAGCUGGAGCAGCAGAAUAAGGUGCUGGAGGCCGAGCUGCUGGUGCUGCGCCAGAAGCACUCGGAGCCGUCCCGCUUCCGGGCGCUGUACGAGCAGGAGAUCCGUGACCUGCGCCUGGCGGCCGAGGACGCCACGACCGAGAAGCAGGCGCUGCAGGGCGAGCGCGAGGGGCUGGAGGAGACGCUGCGCACGCUGCAGGCGCGCUACGAGGAGGAGGUGCUGAGCCGCGAGGACGCCGAGGGCCGCCUGAUGGAGGCGCGCAAGGGCGCCGACGAGGCCGCGCUGGCGCGCGCCGAGCUGGAGAAGCGCAUCGACAGCCUGAUGGACGAGAUCGCCUUCCUGAAGAAGGUGCACGAGGAAGAGAUCGCCGAGCUGCAGGCCCAGAUCCAGUACGCGCAGAUCUCCGUGGAGAUGGACGUGUCCUCCAAGCCCGACCUCUCCGCCGCGCUCAAGGACAUCCGCGCCCAGUACGAGAAGCUGGCCGCCAAGAACAUGCAGAACGCCGAGGAGUGGUUCAAGAGCCGCUUCACGGUGCUCACCGAGAGCGCCGCCAAGAACACCGACGCCGUGCGCGCCGCCAAGGACGAGGUGUCCGAGAGCCGCCGCCUGCUCAAGGCCAAGACCCUGGAGAUCGAGGCCUGCCGGGGCAUGAACGAGGCGCUGGAGAAGCAGCUCCAGGAGCUGGAGGACAAGCAGAACGCCGACAUCAGCGCCAUGCAGGACACCAUCAACAAAUUGGAAAAUGAGCUGAGGACCACAAAGAGUGAAAUGGCAAGAUACCUGAAAGAAUAUCAGGACCUCCUGAAUGUGAAGAUGGCCCUGGACAUUGAGAUCGCAGCUUACAGGAAACUCUUGGAAGGUGAAGAGACCCGGCUCAGCUUUACAAGCAUGGGCAGCCUCUCCAGUAGCUACUCCCAGAGCUCCCAGCUCUUCGGCCGAUCUACCUAUGGUGGUCUGCAGACCAGCUCCUACCUGAUGUCCGCCCGCUCCUUCCCCUCCUACUACACUAGCCAUGUCCAGGAAGAGCAGAUCGAGGUGGAGGAGACCAUUGAGGCCACCAAAGCUGAGGAAGCUAAGGAUGAGCCCCCCUCGGAAGGGGAAGCCGAGGAGGAGGAGAAGGAGAAGGAAGAAGCUGAGGAAGAGGAGGGAGGGGAAGAGGAAGAAGCCAAGGAAGAAUCUGAAGAUGCAAAGGAGGAAGAAGAAGGAGGAGGUGAUGGCGAGGAAGAAGACACCAAAGAAUCCGAAGAGGAUGAGAAGAAAGAGGAAGGUGCUGGAGAGGAGCAAGCAACAAAGAAGAAAGAUUGAGCCCCACCCCCACCCCUACCCCCACUUUCCUUAACUAUUCCCACAAUAAUUCUCCCCAAAUCAGGUCAACCUCAUCACCAACCAGCCAGUUGAGUUGCAGAUCCUAUAUGAAUUACGAAGUCACUACAUGUAUAAUUCUGAGAUGAUUAGGUUGGACAUUCAGUGUUGUGCUAUGAAUUUUUCUCCUUAUGCAGAGUAUCUGUUAGCUUGCAGAGUGGCUUUCUGGCUGCCGCCAGCCUAUGCAUGGUUCACGCUUAUGAGUUCAGGAUCUUUGGCAAUGAGAAUCAUUCAGAUGUUUACAAUUAAAGAAAAAAACAAAUGAAUUCACUCAUGUUAAUGUUAAACUUCAUGAAAAAUUAAUCCUUUGAUCCUUUGGUGGUUAGAAACUAAAGACCUUGAGUUAUGUGCAAUAAAUAGUAAAUAAAGAUACACUGAAUGACAUGGCUGGCUGUGUUUUUGACUUAAUUAAAAUACCUUAAAGAUAGUACAGGUGUAAAGCAUAUACAAGCAGAUUGUUGACCUUGGAGCUUUUGUACAAUCCAGAGGUUAACAGCUACAGUACUUUUGUUUUUAAUUCCUCAAUUGGAAAUUCUGAGGGUUAUGAGGAAGUCUCUUCCCUCAAAAAUCUUGCUGAUGAUAAACCAUGAGCGAGAAUACACAAAAAAAAAAACACCAAAUUUGCUCCAUAAAGUUAGAAGAUGGCUACCUAGGAGAUAAUUUCGAAAUUAGGUGACAAAUAUAUUCUUUGUGGCCAACUAGUAUGGAAUGUAAUCAUGCAAUGUGAGCCAAAUAGAAAUCCACAGUUAUUACAACUACAUUUUCAAUAUCAAGGGUGGCAGUUGGACCUGAGCUCACGAUCAAAUCAAGAGGAAUACUUUUUCAUCAAUGUUUAGGUGUGGUAGAGAAGGUAAGACCAUCAAAGGUUAUUUGUCCCUGGAAACACAUUGCCUACAAUCCUGAACUCAUGGUUCUGUGUGCUAUUAGCUUAAUCCUAUUGCUUCAAAUAAAUAUCAUUUAAUGCCACACAUUUUGAAGCCUUUAAAAAAUCACAAAGAUGGAUGAUGACAUUAUCAAUCACAUAAGAGGGAGAAAAUGCAUAUGUGUUACAUUGAUAUUGUCCUGCAUGUCUUACCUGGAGAAUACUUGGAUUCUAAUGAUAGCUUAACUGGUUGAAUAUUGCAUCAAAUAAAUACCCCGCCUGUCUGUGUCCACUGUGGCAUUAUGAAAACUCUGUAUUUGAUGUGAGAUUGAGAUGCAAUUAUUGACUAUUGCAACUAUGCUUCUGUUCUUAAACAACUGCGCUUGCCAGCUAAUUUUGUUCAAUAUCUGCUUUAGAUGACCUUUAAAAGUCAUGUAUUGCACCUAACACCAAAGCGGCUGCCAUUUCAAGUUAUCUGAAGGCUUUGCACUACUUACUUUUAGUGAAUAUGUGAGUGUACAAGUAAGUAAAAUAUUUCCUUGUCUACCAUGAUGUGGAUAUGUGUAAAAAGUAACCGUCCACGUGGAAAUAGUUUGUUGGGGUGAGAAAUUCUUGAGUGAAGUACAAACACCGUUCCAUACUCUGUCCUGUGUGCCAUAAUAAAAUACUG
Dipodomys ordii (Ord's kangaroo rat) is the source of this 3312-nucleotide messenger RNA. RefSeq names its product neurofilament, light polypeptide (gene Nefl). The transcript is spliced from 4 exons. Gene Ontology annotation, biological process: neurofilament bundle assembly. Gene Ontology annotation, molecular function: structural constituent of postsynaptic intermediate filament cytoskeleton. Bases 92 to 1723 code for a protein of 543 amino acids. The record is from RefSeq and is a predicted model, not a curated record. Gene Ontology annotation, cellular component: axon; cytoplasm; postsynaptic intermediate filament cytoskeleton. Lineage: Eukaryota; Metazoa; Chordata; Mammalia; Rodentia; Heteromyidae.